This is a messenger RNA of Laccaria bicolor S238N-H82, 641 nucleotides long. RefSeq lists its product as uncharacterized. Gene Ontology annotation, molecular function: AMP binding; adenine phosphoribosyltransferase activity; adenine binding. Lineage: Eukaryota; Fungi; Basidiomycota; Agaricomycetes; Agaricales; Hydnangiaceae. Gene Ontology annotation, cellular component: cytoplasm. The coding region runs from base 1 to 552 and encodes 183 amino acids. The transcript has 4 exons. The record is from RefSeq and is a predicted model, not a curated record. Gene Ontology annotation, biological process: AMP salvage; adenine salvage.
AUGGCCGACGUAGACUUCAUCAAAGAGCAUCUGACCUCCCACCUUGAUUUUCCAAAGAAGGGCAUUGUCUUCCUCGACAUCUUCCCCAUACUAAGAAAUCCGCUCGCUUUCGAGACUCUUAUCACCCAUCUCCUCCAGCACAUCACAUCCCACACAAUCGGCCUCUCACCUACCAAGAACGUCGAUGUUGUUGUCGGCCUUGACGCUCGCGGUUUCCUAAUCGGACCAAUCCUUGCCCUGAGGCUCGGAGCAGCGUUUGUCCCCGUCAGGAAGGCGGGCAAGCUGCCGGGCACCUGCAUCAGCGCAAGCUACCAGAAGGAAUAUGGAGUCGAUUCAUUCGAAAUGCAAGCCGAUGCCAUCAAACCAGGCCAAGCUGUAGUGGUUGUCGACGAUCUUCUGGCCACUGGGGGCUCUGCACAUGCAGCCGGCGAGCUCGUUGCGAAACAAGGAGGGAAAACCCUCGAGUAUCUGUUCAUCAUCGAACUGAUGUUCCUCAAGGGUUCCGCCGCACUUGAUGCUCCAGUGUAUUCUAUUGUACAAUCCGAUGACUGAAGAUAGACGAUUAGACCAACAGCCUCGUAUUCAGAAGUGGAUGUCCAUUAAUGUACAAUAUCCGAUUUGAAUCCUUAACCUUUUCUCCC